AUGAGAGAAAGGAGUGCAGGGGUGGCAAAUAAAAGGGUUAAAACCGACAAAGAGAGAUAUGAAUAUAAAGUGAGAAAGGCAAUAUCAUUGUUGAUAAGUACUUUGCAUGGUACAGAACUUCUGGGCUGCGUUUCCAUGUUGUAUGGUUCUCUGUUACCUCCAGAUUCAACUCCUCGCGUGGAGGGACAGUUGCCACCAAGUAUCCCAGAUCCGUGCCUAUCUUUAGCCACGGCCACCUUCAUAUUAUUAAGGAGAGUUGCUGAACUGGACCUGAACAAAUUCCAAGAAGUCUUGGGUGCAGAAGGCAUAUCACUGCAGUUUAGGCACAUUGCAAACCAUUUAAUUUGGUGUUGCUCUUCUCCAAAUAUUACCUCUAGCAGAGAUAAAAUUGAAACGGAAAAACUGUAUCAAGAUUUGCUACAUCAAGUGAUUGCAGUUACUGGAUAUUUUGCUGUGGAAAAUAUGGAAAAUCAGAUGUUAUUGGUUAGUGGUCAGAGUCCCUCCGUCCUUCAGCAGCUAUGUUCGCUACCCUUUCCAUAUUUUUCCGUCGAGGAGCUCUCCAAGGUUCUGUACCCGAGCCUUUUGGCGUGCUGUGUAGGCAACCAGCACACCACCGCCAUACUAAAACAAGAACUUUCCUAUGAGUGCGAGAAGCAAGUGCGGACGCACGGUCUUGAUUACGGCAGGACGGACCCUGCGACGCACGCCCAAUCAGCGAAUAUUCCUGCUCCAUUGUUGUCCACACAAAAGCCCCAAUAUGUUCCUGUUGGACGAUAG
Brassicogethes aeneus is the source of this 777-nucleotide messenger RNA. The record is from the annotation of a GenBank genome assembly. NCBI's taxonomy places the organism in Eukaryota, Metazoa, Arthropoda, Insecta, Coleoptera, Nitidulidae.